This is a messenger RNA of Acanthaster planci (crown-of-thorns starfish), 4158 nucleotides long. Its product is annotated as melatonin receptor type 1B-B-like. Gene Ontology annotation, molecular function: G protein-coupled receptor activity. Gene Ontology annotation, cellular component: membrane. The record is from RefSeq and is a predicted model, not a curated record. Lineage: Eukaryota; Metazoa; Echinodermata; Asteroidea; Valvatida; Acanthasteridae. Gene Ontology annotation, biological process: G protein-coupled receptor signaling pathway.
CGAUAUUUAUUACGGUAGCAUUCACCAAAAUACAAAAAACUUCACAAUAUUUAUUUGAUCAUUCACACAGAAACAGUAAAAAACACUUUCGUUUACAUAACUCUCUUUGAAAGUAAAUAUUAAACAAUACCUGGCAACCGAUUUUUUCUGUUUCGAACAAUUGUUAUUGUAGCAAUUUCAAGUCCAGAGGUUUAGGGGGCCUAAAUGAUAUUUUUAUGCAGGGAGAAGGCGACCCCAUGACGUCAGUGAUAUAGCGAGUAGUGGGUGUAACCAAGACACAAAAUUAAAAUCUAGUAAUUUGCACUUGAACAUACUUACAUGGGCGGAAAUCUCUCCUCCAUCGUGGGGGGAGACAUCCAUUUACACUUUUUUGUGCACACCGUGUUUAUUAUCUUAUUACAUUUAUAAAAACUCAAAAGGGGAAAUCCUCGAUUUAUCAAGUCCUUUAGUAUGUUUUUUUGCUUAAAACAUGGAGGGGACAUUUGGCAUUGUGUCCCCCGUACCAAAUUCAUGAGGGGGGGGGGCGUUUCCCCCCUUCCCACUGGGAUUUCCGCCCAUGCAUACCUACCGUCGUAAAAAUGACCAAAUUUAGAGAAGAAAAUGUGAUUUGUAUACAGUGCUGUUAUGUACGAACAUUACGCUGACGGUAAAGAAUCAACUAUUAGAAAAUAGCUUUUUCAGACAUUCUGAAAAUUUAAAAAACAGGAAGAGUGCAUAAGUCAGACUCAGUUGGUCUGGGACCCAGACAACAGCUGGUCGAUUUUGCUUGGAUGUAUCUUCAGUACCAGGCAAAAUCGAUCGGUGGUUGACCGCGCUGAUCGCACUUUGGCCAUUGAAAGAGGAGUCGGUUACAGAAUUACUUUGGGAGCUGGUCUCAUGUUUCAACAGUUUUAUGGCAGCUAAGCAGCGUAUCUGUCUUAACGCCACAGCCCUUUUAUAUUCCAUAUACCAGUUUUUCCGCAAUGACAAAUGGACAGUUAGUUCGAAAGUGAAAGCGAUACAUACCGGAGUUUUAUGAAAGUCGGUGCACAGAAUCGAGUAGCAACCAAGCAGUUACGACCAAAAGCUUGACACUUUCAACAGCAGGCAUAGUGCUGACAAGUUGGAUGGCCAACAAGGCACACAUUGUAGUGACAUUUUUAUCAUAAGAAGUUUGAUCAAUCUUUUUAAAUGGAUGUAACAACUGACAUGGGUACUGACAAGCUAACUUUCAACUCCACGGAGAACCCAUCGCUCAAUUUCAACGAUGUCGGCGCAGGUUCAUUACCUACAGACAACGCUGCUUUCAACUCUACCAAGAAUCCGCCUUUCGAAUUCAGCGACUACACCCAGAGGGUCAUCGUAGCAACCUUGUUCCUGUCGGUAGCUGUGCUUGGUAUCUUUGGUAACACGUUGGUGAUCCUGGCCGUGCUCCUCUCCCGGAAAGUGCGUACCGCCACCAACGCGUUCGUGGUGAACCUGAGCGUCGCAGACCUACUAACUUGCCUGGUCAUUCCGUGGAAUGCCGUAGCCUUGUUGGGCAGGGAAGGGCUGCCGGUCGGAGUUUGGGUCUGCAGUGUAACCGCAGUCGUCCAAAAUGCCGCCGUCGGGUGCAGUGUUUUCUCGCUUGUUUUUAUCGGCCUGAACCGCUUGCUGUUAAUCACCCGACCCAGAACGACUUACUAUAAAAUCUAUACACCGAAGAAGAUUGUGGUCUGGCUAGUUCUUGUUUGGCUGAUACCGUUAUUCAUCACCCUGUUGCCAUCCUUAAUGAACAUAGGUGGCUUUACUUACAACAAAAAGUAUCAUACGUGUGGAUCAACCACGUCUCAAACCAGCUCUCAUAUCUACAACAUCAUUGUAGGGGGCGUGGUAUACCCAAUUCUACUGAUUAUUAUCAUUGCCUGCUACUUGCUCAUCUGGAGACACCUGAAACACCACACCAAGAAGAUGGCCAACGCCCAGCAAAUUGAAGCCACGCCCAGUAUCCCAUCUACCAUUUCCAUGGGUUACACCGGUAGUGAUGACAUGAAGCUCUCGCAUGUUAAUCAGAAGAGUUUGAAGGCCGACAAUUCUCAGCUGGGUCGCCGCCAAAGCGCCAUCACCAAGAACAUGUUUUUCGUCGUCUGCGCCUUCAUGCUGUGCGUCACCCCGUAUGCUGUCGUUGCGAUGUACGGUGACAGCCCAGCCCGGCCCUACCUCUUUGCUUUGUUCUUUUUCAACAGUUGCGUUAACCCCAUAAUUUAUGGCACCAAGCAUCGGGAUUUCAAGGCCAUAUUCCGUUACAUCUUGCGUCCACAAUGGGCUAACAUCCCAGAACCCUCUGGGUUCUUCAAAGUCCUGCGUCGAAGCAAGUGCUGUUGGGUGAGCGACCAGUCUGGGUGAAAUAGCUGUGUGCACUAACCAAGACAGCGGCAAUUUGGGUCAGCUGUGGACAAGUCAGGUGACGUCACCGGACAUUCUCUGCGAUGUUGGGAGUAACAUUAGGUUUUAAUCGGAAUCACAAUCAUGGAAUGCUUGCUACGGUACUUCUUACCGAAAAGUAGUUAUUACGAUACCCUUUGGCAUAGUGAUAACGUAAAUAUCGCCACCGCGGUCCAAAUAAUAAACUAUACGAAUCCAUUGACAUAGGUAACACUGUCUCCGGUUAUGUGCAAUGGCCCAUGGCGAAAAGCAACGUGGUAACUAAGACUUUACUCAUGGGCCUGCCAUAUUAAAAGUGAAAGCGAGGUUAACUUUUCAUUUUUGAAUGCUGAUAGUAGAAAUGAAAGCAAGAAUGAAAUUUCAUGACAAGCGGCCUGCCUACUCUUAUACGAAAUUUCAAACUAGUGAUUAAACAUUAGACGUUGGUGUGUAAGUCGGAUUUAGAAAAAUUUCAAAAGGCAGGCUAGAACACAUGGCAAUGUAAUUAUAAAACAGUCCCGUGCCUAUAAUUAACAGUUUGCAAUUUAUAAACCGAUAUGGGGAAUAAGACUGAAAGAUGGCUUACGCUUGUGCAAGGUCUAAUGUAAGGACUCGGGUGAGUUCCGUGACAACUGCACUCUAUAAAACCCAACGCAGUGGUUGCUAUUUAGAUUCGUCUAUAUUCUCUCCAAAGUUUCAAAUCUCUUCCGACCAUACAGGUUACAGUGAUCAAUACCUUUGCCGACUAUGAGGUGCCGUUGUGAUUUAUGCAUAGGCCAAAAUAAAUUAACUGUGAAGCAAAAGCGGAUACUAAUAUUAGGAUCAAACCCAAUUAUUAUAACUUAAUAUAAAACAAAACGCGUGGUACUUCGCUAAUAUAGAUAGAGCAGAAAACUCAUAAUUUGUGUAUUCUGUUUUACUUGAAUUCGUUCCUGUUAACAUAGGCCUACAUUUGUUUGUAUAUACAAAUCUGAGUUUCAGUGCAUAUAUAUGAAACUUAUUUGUUUAUUUCGAUCUACGUAACUGUUUUUCUGUCGUAACAGACGCGUCAUAGUCAGAGGCAUAACUAUACGGGGAGCACGGGGGCACAUGCCCCACUCCCUAAUGCCCGUGCCCCUCGGGUGCACGCCCCCCUUGGGAUCGGUGAAUAAUCUCCGUUGAGUUUAUAUAGCUAUGCAGCUACCACUUAUUUUCUUCUGGUGCUCCCUUGAAAAAAAUGUGUGCGCCGCAAGGUGCUCCCGGACAUUUAGCUGUGCCACUGUUCAUGGUAUGUUUGAUAUCCGUUCAGAUUGGAAGCAGUACUGGAUGAAUUCUUGCAAGAUAGCAUCACAAUCAAACGUCUCUAAUCCUCCAUAGUGAAUCCGUUACGCUGAUUGAUGAGUGGAAAUAAGGCAUUCUUGCUAACGAUAGAGUAUUAAUAUAUCAUUGCUUUGUACUUUGCGAUGUUGCUUUAUAGUGAACGUAAAAGUGCAUGUGUUGGCAACUUACGGGAAAUACAGUGGGUAAUAGACCGUUUUUAUCAGGGAGCUUUAUGAAAUUAUUUUGCUUUUAAAUGACAGAAGAUGAAGGUGCAUACUGAAAAAAAUUUACGCAAAUCUUGGAGACUCAAAAAGUUAGUUUCACGCUUGUGAAUUUUAUGGAUAUAAUUGACGAAAAUAACCCAUAUACCAAACAACCAAGAGUCCAGCCCAGGCCCAGUAGUAAUGCUCAGUCAAGCCCCAGACUGGCGGCAGCCGAGCAAAUUCUCACUCGUAAAAAUAAUGAAGCACAGCCGAU